This is a messenger RNA of Varroa destructor (honeybee mite), 1972 nucleotides long. RefSeq lists its product as uncharacterized. The record is from RefSeq and is a predicted model, not a curated record. Lineage: Eukaryota; Metazoa; Arthropoda; Arachnida; Mesostigmata; Varroidae. Gene Ontology annotation, cellular component: chromatin; transcription regulator complex; PcG protein complex. Gene Ontology annotation, molecular function: DNA-binding transcription factor activity, RNA polymerase II-specific; RNA polymerase II cis-regulatory region sequence-specific DNA binding. Gene Ontology annotation, biological process: regulation of transcription by RNA polymerase II.
GCGGCCACCCCUAUGCUUGUUUUGGUUGGUUGAAAAUCGCCGUUUUCGUCUGGCGCUCACUUCAUUAUUCGGAAUUCAAACAUUUGCAAACUUAGCCAGGUUUAGGACACCCGUUCAUUUGUACUUCUGGCACCGGGGCGCCCUUUAUUCUUAUACUCCCUUUAAUCUCACACGUCCGCUGCGUGCUACAGCAAUCGCUCACUGAUGCUGACUCCAAAGAGCGCUGAUUGUGAUGAUGUCUGGCGCCAAAAAAAUUUCGCCGACUGACCAGAAUGCAGAGAGAGCGUAGGCUAAAGUGUGUGUCUGUGUGUGUGUGAUUGCGUAGUCCUUUCAGUCUAUGUUUGUGUAUACUGGGCUCCUAGUCUAUUUAAUAACAAUAUCUCAACAUCGCUGGGUAAAGCACGCCGGAGCCGCCUUUAAACUGGAGUUGUUGCUAACAACGCCUUGGCGGGCAACAUAAAGAUAGCGGCAGCAAGUUUUGAAAAUCGUUGUAUAGAAAAAAAUAUUUCUGAAUUACUAUUUGUGUAUGUGUAUUCUGUGAGCUUUGUGAGUGAGCCUCAACAAAACUAUAUCGCCAGUAGAAAACAUGAGUGAAAAUGCACCUCAAGCGGUAACGCCAAAGAGAUCGGCCCUAGCCACUCUGAAUGGGGCGUCGCCCUCUUUUAGUCCUUCGCCUUCACCGUCAUCGAAAUUCUCUCGUGGUCGCCCUCGACUGGAUGCGAUCACAUCACUGAUUCGUGAAGGCUCAACCUCCCCUUGUCAAAUAAAGUGCGAUUUUUGUAAUCGUGUGUUUCCGCGAGGCAAAAGUCUUCAAGCCCAUCUACGCACGCAUACCGGCGAGAAACCAUAUCAGUGUGAUUACCCGGAUUGCACUAAGGCAUUCGCUCAGAGUGGCCAGCUUAAGACGCAUCAACGUCUUCACACGGGCGAAAAGCCAUUUAAAUGUUCCGCACCAGAAGGCUGCACUAACCGGUUCACCCAUGCCAAUCGGCAUUGCUCUCAGCAUCCGUACGCACCACUUGUGCGAACGGAAAUUUCAAUAGAAAUUCGCGAAAAUACCGAAAACAAAUCACAGGACGUCGUGGAAUGGCUAGAACGCUAUCGACAACAGAGAAAAAGGCCAAAACGCGUCCUCGGUACAGAAUUUGAUCAGAUGGCUCCGCCGUCUCCCGACGCGCCUGCUCCCAUCAGUCCUCUGGAGGAACAGGCCCUAAUCACAUCUACAAGAGCGGUUUCCCCGGCCACAACACUAACCUCAAACAUGUCUAGCAGCAUUUCCGAGCAGGAGAUAAAUAAACAAGACACUGCAGGACUAGCAACACUUUCUUCCCUUACCUCUAAUACUCCCGUAAACUCCUGCUGCAACGAGGACGAAAGCAUAGCUGUGCACUGCUCUUCUUCAGUGGGAGAUACACACAGUUCCCCUCCGUGUGAACAAUUCAAUUUAGAAGGCUCCAUCCAGACACACCGCCUGCCUCCGGCUGCCCUGCAAUCCUCGGUCGUAUCAGAAGUAAAUGGAGCUCCUAUUCAGCGUCCUGCUCAACCAACUACUCCGCGUUCACAUGUCGUAUCUUCCCCUCGCGUCCUCACCCUUCUUAAUCCGUCGACGCUGCUUCUAUCGCCGCAAGCGCAUAAACCUCGUGCACUGCCGGUCUCACCCUCAGCUUCGAAUUCACCAUCGGCCCUAGUCUCCCCGCCUACGGCACAGCCAGCAGACAGCUCACCUUUUCUAACACCAACGUCGCCUUUGGCCACUUUAUCGCGUCCCCAACCGACUACACCAAAGUCAUCAUUUACGCCACCUCCAGCAAAACGAUAUUUGCGUGAAAUCGCAAGGACGCGUCUCGAAGGAGCCCUAGCUCUAAUGGAGUUGAGCACUUCGCCAAGAUCUCCCCGACCAUCAGUGAUUGUUAACGGAGUACUUGACCUCAGCAAGAGUCAGUUGUAGGAGACUCGCAACAACGUCAAUAGU